Gilbertella persicaria is the source of this 723-nucleotide messenger RNA. Its product is annotated as WD40-repeat-containing domain protein. Gene Ontology annotation, cellular component: RAVE complex. Gene Ontology annotation, biological process: vacuolar acidification. The transcript is spliced from 6 exons. Lineage: Eukaryota; Fungi; Mucoromycota; Mucoromycetes; Mucorales; Choanephoraceae. Gene Ontology annotation, molecular function: protein binding. The record is from RefSeq and is a predicted model, not a curated record. The coding region runs from base 155 to 643 and encodes 162 amino acids.
CACAUUCUAACAAAGCUUAUUAUGUGAGUUAGUAUUUUGUACAUGUAUAAUUCUGAUUUGUUUGCAGACCAUCCAUUGUCAUUCGAAAGCUACACGAGACUUCACUUUUGUUAACUCAAGCAGUUUGAUUGCCACAGCUGGUACUUCAGUGACCAUGAGUAGAAAGCGUGACCAUGUCGUAUUAUGGGACACACUAUUACCUACAUCUAAAGCAAUGGUUUGUGCUCUUCCUGGUCAUGAAGGCGGGGCAUACGCUAUUGCAUACGAAGCAGACAAUCAGCUGUUAUUCUCUGGAGGAAAGAGAGGCGAAAUUGUUGUAUCUGACAUUCGACAACGUACAACCAUGCAUACAUUUACAGCUCAUCAUGCUAGAAUUCGAUCCAUAGCAAUUGAUCCGGAAAACAAGUCGUUGAUUACUGGCUCUAUUGAUGGUGAACUCAAAAUAUGGGACGCUAAGACUUAUAAGCUUCGGCAGUCGUUUGAUAUUCAACCAAGGAAUAGGUUCCUUACACCGUCUUUUAACCGAAUUCCAUUGAAGGCGUUUGGUGUCACACAAAUUCAAAUCCUUUCUAAUGAUAGUAAUAUUUACACUUCUGGUCCUAAUGGUAUUAUUAAAUGUAACAGAAUACCUGUGGUUAUUUAGAAUACAAUAAAAAUAAGUUUUUACAAAGGAGAAGUUACGAGAAAAAAAGGAGACCAUGUAUUCACAACAAUCAAAAAAAA